AUGAUGCAAAAACUUUUGCAAGGUCAACAGGUUCAAGUAAAAGCACUGAACCAGGUUACAACCGAGAUAAACACUCGGAUGGACAACAUGUUCACGGAAUUGAAUUCCAAAUACGAUGCUAUAGCAAGCUACAUAAGGCAGAUGGACGUUCAGAUAACUCAAACUGCUGAAACAAUAAAAAGGCAGCAGGGAACACUUCCAGGAAAAACAGACAAGAAUCCCAAGGACCGUAACGCAGUAGAACUAAGAAAUGGAAGACAUCUAUCAGAUCCUAUCCCCAAGAAGCUCACUGCUCAAGAGAAGGGAAAACAGAAAGAAGGAGAACAACCUCCGUUUGAGGAUGUCUACGACGACGAACAUGAACUGGAAAAGCCAACAGUCGCAGAACGAGUAGCUCCCACGACGCAAGAUCAGCAUGUUACCACUCGCGUCUACACUCCAAAAGUUCCCUACACAGUCCUUGCUAAGAAAUCACGCAAAGAUUGCGAAGAGAUGAAGUGCAAGAAGAUGCUAGAAGAGUUGAAUGUUAAGUUAUCUAUCAUGGACGCUAUUCAGAUGAUCCCUUCAAUGCGCAGUCUUUUGAAAGGGCUGAUCUCCGGGAAGACCUCUGCAGACAGUGACAUCAUGAUGGUCUCGAAAGAAUGCAGCGCAGUCCUUCAAAACAGAACAGUCAGGAAAUUGGAAGAUCCUGGAAAAUUUGUCCUAUCGGUUUGGAUUGGGAAAACAGUCUUCGCUUGCUCUUUAUGCGACCUAGGUUCCAGUGUGAAUCUCAUGCCCUACUCAGUUGCAAAACGCAUGGGACUAACCAAUUUCAAACCAACCAGGAUUUCAUUGGUGUUCGCAGACAGAUCAGUCAAGUUGCCAGUAGGUGUUCUCGAAGACCUGCAAGUUCAAAUUGAUGACACCACUGUUCCAGCAGAUUUCGUGGUUCUGGAGCUCGAAGAUGAACCGAAAGACCCUCUCAUUCUGGGCCGACCUUUCCUAUGCACAGCUGGUGCAAUCAUUGAUGUCCGCAAUGGAAGGAUCGAUCUCCAACUGGGAGAUAUUGUGAUGAAUUUUGAGAUGGACGAGCUGCUCAAAUGUUGGAUGGUCAGAACUUCAUGA
Messenger RNA from Brassica oleracea var. oleracea, 1104 nucleotides. RefSeq lists its product as uncharacterized. NCBI's taxonomy places the organism in Eukaryota, Viridiplantae, Streptophyta, Magnoliopsida, Brassicales, Brassicaceae. The record is from RefSeq and is a predicted model, not a curated record. The transcript has a single exon. Bases 1 to 1104 code for a protein of 367 amino acids.